AUGUUGAAACUUUGCUCCCUUAUCUUUUUGAUAUCCGUGAUUGUGCUCCGAACUCAAUCAUUGGACUCCGAAAAAUGUAAAAUUCUACCGCCUGAAAGACACUGUAUUAUAGAAUCCGCUGCAAAAGACAGAUGGCCUCAUACUGAGCGAUACGCAUUCGAUUGGUAUCCGCAGAAGUGCAUUUUAAUCAGGUGGUCCGAACACUGUGGCCCUGCUCCGACCGGUGUCAACAACUUCGACAGCGAACGUGCGUGCCAGGAUGAAUGCAGCGGGUGGGCAUAA
Molecule: messenger RNA, 282 nt
Organism: Parnassius mnemosyne (clouded apollo)
Lineage: Eukaryota; Metazoa; Arthropoda; Insecta; Lepidoptera; Papilionidae
Source: the annotation of a GenBank genome assembly